AAACUUCCGUUCGUGGUGAGGCUAACGCUAGUUGCUCUGCCAGCGUCUUGCUAGCAGCAUCGCAGCGAAGAACACGAGCGUUUGCAUGUGCAUCUGUUCAACAAAGGUAAACACAAAAGCAAUUUGUUUGGUAUUUCGUUUUAAUAAUACCAGCUUUAUUUGGUAUUGUUUGGAUAGUCAUCCAUUUGUAUGGUUGGAUUCAACAAACUGGCACGGUGGCCGUUUAUUUCUUCACCCCCCCCCCCCUGAUAAUUCAAAGUAUUGAAAUAGUUUUCUGUCGUUGUUAUCAGAACUGUGAAAGUUUUGUCAUGUUUUCUUUUCGCAUGUAUGAAUGCUAUUACUCCAUAUCCAUCUGCUGGGCGCAGUUCUCAUCCUCGGCCCGAUAACGCCACACGACCCUAACCAUAUUUUGAGGAACUUCAAACACGAUUGUAGCAUAGUAGCUUGAAUUUCCAUCCGUACUUCCGCUUUUUUUUAAAAAUUGUUUUUGCAUUUAACUCCACUCUUCUACAAAUAUUUUAGUUGUGUAAACAACAGGACCAUUUGGUAUGGUUUUAAGAUGUAUCUCAUGUUAAGGUAGGAUUAAAUUGAACAUAUGUGUGCAUUGCCUUGGAAGACAUGUUGAUACAUUGCGUGCUUCCUGUUGGAUAUGUAUUAAAGACAACCCAAUAAAUCAUGUUAGGAUUUGUGUGUGGUUGAUGCUGGUGCUACUUCAUCUGUGUGUAAUUUUAUGCGAGUCACGAGCAGGAGUACCACGACAUCGUCACUGUCCGAAAGGAGAAGCAGAACGGGGCGGCUGAGACGAGACGUUCCCCCCCGAGGAAGCGUUCCUGUCCAGUGAGCAAGCAGUCCAGUUCCCUGCAGUAACCAGAUUUUGUUUUUGUAACUUUUCCAGCUUUGUGUUGACAUCGAAGCAUUGUACUGCUUCUCCUGCUCCAGGCCCCACCAAACAGACCCCUGUUUGGCGGACGAGCCGGGAGCUCACUCCCGAUUGUCACCAUGUCCCGUCCUCUCUACAACCCCUAUGCCCAAAGGCAGCCAGAGAACGAGCCCCGCAGGGUGUCUUCUCUUGUAGAACUUGGACAGAGUCUCAGCUCUUCCACGGGUCGGCUGCAGCCUUCUGAAAGCCAGCCGGUUUCUUCGCUGAUGGCCAAUUUUCGGCCUCAGCAAAGAGCCAAUACCAAUGAAGACAUCCCGGGUUUGGAUCAAGACGCUCGCAGACAAGAGUUUCGCUCCUCGGGUACGGCAGCAACCUCGGCCCAAAACCUUAGCAGGUCGUUUGACGGCAGCGGCGGCCCUCUCGAUCGCUUGUCGAAUUACGGCCGAGCUGAUGGCGCCGCCUCCUCCUCCGCUUAUUACCAGCCGUCAACAUCAGGGGGUCGUUCUUUGUAUAGCGCCUCCGGUAAGGAUGAUCGCAACCUCCGCCCUGUUCCAAGGCGAGAUUUCGGCGAGUCAGGCCAAUCUCAAGCUUCCGAAUCCGCUCAACCCAAGUAUACUUCUGAGACGGCCGCCAAUAUCCUGGUGCACUUUGGACUUGAAAAGGACGAUUUGGAACAUCUUAUCUCCUACCCCGAAGACCAGAUCACACCUGCCAACCUGCCCUUCAUCUUGCGCCAAAUCCGCAUUCAGAAGACCAAGAAGGCCACUGAAGCCGAUCGACCCAAAGUCUUCUCUGGUCAUGCCCCGGCUCGAGGCGGACCUGCUAGUGGGGACAAUUGGCGAGGUCCAGGACCGGCCAGGAUGGAAAGAGUGAACGCUCCGUCUUCUCUUCUCCAGUCAAGUAAAGUUAUAGACUAUGGACAUACGAGCAAAUAUGCUGGCAGGUCGGAGGAGGACGUUGAGUCCAGAGCUCAAAAAGCCGAGGGUGACCAUUUGCUGACAAUGGACAAUUUGGACAGAAGAAGAAGCGAGCAGGAGCUGGUGCAGCAGAUGACAAGAAGUACUAACCUGGCACCUUCUCAACGUGGAGAAGACUAUGGACAUACGAGCAAUUACACUGGAAGGUUGGAGGGGGGCGCUGAGUGCAGCGCUAAAAAAGGUGACGGUGACAAUUUACGGAGCAUGGACAAUUUGGACAGAAGAGGCGGCGGUCAGGAGCUGGUGCAGCAGACGACAAGAAAUGCUAGCCUGGCACCUUCUCUCCGUGAUCAGAAGGCAAGUCUCAGAUCUUUGUUCAACUCCAUCCUGAAAUCAAACCCUCCCAAAAGUCAGGACCUGGUUAAACCGGCGGCGACUGGCGUGCCGUCAACGUUUCGUCCUUUCACUUUGGCGACGGAAGACACAGACGCUCGAGACAUCAAACCUCAAGCGUCGAAAGCCACGGCUUUUGGACAAGUGCGGGAUGAGCCCAAGCCCAUCUUAAAACCGCAACCGGCGGCCACUUUUGUUCGCCGUGCCCACCCCACCAGACCUGACCUCGUGGUGCUCAGCGGCGGUAACCAACCACAAAUGAAAAAAUCUGUCAAGCCCGCAGAGGAUCCGAACAAGUCCACGAAAGCGAAGACGCCUGCGACGUCGUCGGAUGUCAAGAAAGUGCAGCCGCAAAAGCAGGCGCCCGCACAGAAGACUCAGCAAGUGAAGAAGCAGCAGGUGGCCAAGACCCAGGUCAAAGCCAAAGCCAAGGCCAAGCCUCAACAGCCGGUCAAAAAUAGGACAUUAUUGCCGACUCCUCCGUUGGGGCAGGUGGUGUGGCAGCAAGGUUACCCAACGAGCCAGCAGUUUCAAGCCAUCUCCAACGUCUUGAACGUACCCCAAAUGCAGUUGUUCAACCCGGGCGCCGGCGUGGUACCGCCGGUGACCGUCUUCGAGGGUUUGCCGACGGCAGCCAUGACGCUGGACUAUGCGGCGACCACGCCCAGAGUCCUUCCACACACGUGUUCUCUGUGUAACGUACGGUGCACCGUGAUGCAGGACUGGAUCUCUCACCAGAACACCAAUCUUCACCUUGAGAACUGCAAAGUCCUUCGCAAGCAAUAUCCAAAUUGGCAGGGCGAGGUCUUGCAUGUCCACAAGGAAGAAGAGAAAACCAAGUCGGCGCCCGUCCAAAGUAAGACACCCCGUGAUGGGUCUCGCUCAUCUUCCCGCUCUAGCACGCCCCGGGGCCGGCGCGGCUCGGACGCUGCGAGAGAGAAGAGGACGAGGAGGCGGACCCGAUCCCGCUCGCCUCACAGCUCCAGAUACAACCGCAGGUCUCGCUCUUACUCCACAAGCUCGUCCGACCACCAUCGCUCACGCUCGAGAAGUUAUGAGAGGCGCCAUCCGCACCGAAGCAAAGAGGGGCACUCGUCGUUGUCGAGGAGGAGCCAUGAGAGGAGGCCGUCAUCUCGCAGGCGGUCUUCGUCUCGCAGGCCGGCUUCGUCGCAAAAGCGGUCUUCAUCGCGCAGGAGGUCCUCGUCACGUAGCCGCCACGAUAGGCGCCCGUCACCACAGAGAAGCCGUCAGAGACGGUCGCCCCCUAAAAGGAGCCAUGAAGAGAGUACUGCCGCCCGAAAGAGUCAAGAGACCUCAACCAGCGCCGAGAGACUUGCAAAGAAGCUUCUAGAAUCAUCAGCCGUCCAGUCUUUGUCGAAGGAGUCUGACGUAGAGACCAUGGUCAAAACUCUGGCCCCCGCCUUGUUGGCCGAAUUCGCCAAAAUGAAGUCGACUCCUUCAACCUCUUCCAAAGGAAGCGCCGCCGCGACAUCGACGGCCGCCGGCUCUUCCUCCUCCUCCGUUGCGGCCAACAAAAAGCCAGCAGCGACCAAAACCACUCCUGGCCAGCAGAGAGUUGAUGCUGCAAGACCCAAGUCCGUCAAAGCCUCCGUCCCAACCAUUGUGACACUUAGAUCAAUCCCCCGUACUCUCGCCUACGAGGAUAUCUUGGCAGCCGCCGAGAAGUGUGGAAAAAUUAAAUCGGUCGUCGUGUUUCGCACCAAAGGGGAGGCAGUUGUGUGCUUUGAGAACAAGGAAGACGCAGACAAACUGAGGAACACAAAAAUCCCCAAAAUAAAAGGAUGGCCAGUCUUCGUUGUGCAAGACCAGGAGAGCGACUCCAAGAGCGACUCCAAAGUGGAGAAGAACAAUCCUGAAAAAAAUGCACCUGCGCCGUCCAAAGCCUCAAAGCCGCAAACAUCCAAAAGUACCUCCGCUCAGGACAAAGCAAAGACUCUCCCAAGCAAGCAGAUUACCAAGGUGGUGAAAAAGGUUCCAGUGAAGCCACAAGCAGGUGCUGCUGGGAAGAAGUUCGACACGACCACUCCGGUAGCCAAGACGACGCAACCGCCGGGUAAGACGACUAAAGUCCCUCAGCAAGCUACGGGUAAAAGCAAGCCGCCGUCCAAAGCCGUAAGCCACUCGCAACCUCCACCCGAGCCCAUGGAAGUGGACCCGGGUGUAGCGUCUGAGGAGCCCAACCAGCAGACCAUCGGGGCUCAAGCCGAACCGGCAGGAGGGCCGGCGCUUGCCCAAGGCGACUCACCUGACGCUGAAAGAGCUACCGCCCAAGCCAAGACAAUUACCGAUGCAGCACCGGUGGAGGAGCCUGUGUCCCAACCUGGCUUGGUAAAAUCAGAGGCCGACGGGGGUUCCUCACUCAAGGGUGAGGAAGCAGUCAAGGAAGAGGCUGCACCCCCCCGUGACUCUGACACAGCAGCGAAGAAAGAGCCGCCGAGCUCGGGGGAGAAAGACCAUGUGGCACAUCCAUGUGGUUCAGACCCAACGGUUAAAAAUGAGCCCCAACCUGGGUCCAACCCAACACUGAAGGAGGAUCCGGCGGCCUCGGGUGAAUCCGAUCAAUUAGCACAGGAGAAUCUGGAGACCUCUUGCGUCUCGGGCACAGCUGCAAAGAAUGGCUCGGCGGCCUCAUCUGACGCAGCAGCGAAGACGGGCGUCGCGCUUCCGCAUGACUCGGCCGCAAGGGUGAAGGAGGAAGCACCCUCUCAUAGCUCAGAUGCAUCAGCAAAGAAGGGUGCAGCAAAGUCUACAGCGCCCCCGUGUGGCUCCAAAGCAUCAUCAAAGAAGAAUGCGGCACCUCCGGCCGUUUUUAAAACAACCAGACUCUAUACCGUCGGAGAGAAAAUGAAAGAACAUCUGGUUCCCGAAAAUCUCCAUAUCAGAACCACAUGCUGGAAACAAGAAGGUUCUCAGAUGUUGAUCACCAACCUGCCCGCUGAUGAACACACCUACUGCGAGCAGGAUGUCGUUGACGUGUUCAACCCGUUUGGAAUGGCGAACUCUGAUGACAACAUCUAUGUCAUUCCUCAAUUAGAAAUAGCAUUUAUUCAGCUGCAGGACUACGCAUGUGUCUUAUCUGCCAUAAGAGCCAGCGAAAACGGAAAAUUGGCUCUCAAAGGCCACACGGAGAAGUUGAAUGCGCAAGUGGUGGAUAUCUCCAUGUGGCCGGGCGGCUUCUAUCAGUCAGUGAUGAUGCUGUUGAAUUACAAGGUGACCAAGCACGGCCCGAAAACGGUCUACAUCAAAAACAUUGAGCCGAGCGAGGUCUCCAUCCUGCGGGAGGUUUUGAGGCGUAUCUGCGGAAUCGUAAACUUCAUGCCGCUCAUGAACAAGGUCUUUGUAGAAUUUGCGUCUGUUCAUCAUGUCGAUCGCUUUGGUGUUUGGUACUCGCUCCACGCUCAGUGUCCGACCUAUCAGAUCUACAGGUUGGGGCUGCCUAAUGUUGACAAAUAUUCGCCAAAACCAAGAAGCCCUGAGCUAGGCAUGCCGGAUAGGAAUGCGACGUUCGCCGAGGCUGCUCUUAUCGACUUUAAGCCCGACUUUCCGUGUCGCACCGCUUCCCCAUUUUACCUGACCUUGAGGAGAAAGCCCUACCUGUUUUCCACCAUUUCCCCUUGGUUCAUCAUUCCAGCCUUCCUGACGGUCAAAAGAAAAGCCAACAUUAUCGACGCCGAGUUUGGCGGCGCGGCAAUGGUGAAAACCGUCAUGUUGACCGGCUUGCCUCAAGGAUGUUACACACACGAGGAGGUGGCGAAGCUGGCCUGGCCGUUUCUCGCCAAGAAGGACCUGCGGGCACUUUACUACAAUGUGAUCGUGCUGCCGGCCCAGCGGAGGGCCUUUGUGCAAUUCAACGACUGGAACUCGUGUUGCAACUUUGUCCUCAGUCACUUACCAAGCCCGCAUCGGGUGGGCCGCUACAUUCUAGGGGUGCACUUGCUCAUGAAGUCGCUUUAUAAGGAACGCAGCCAGGAAGCCGACAUGUACGUGGCGCUGAUGCGGCUCAGCAACUCUUACGUCGGAGAAGAUUUGAAGACGCUGUCCGAGCGACUGCUUUGCGUGGAGAUCUCAGAGGCCCGAAAACAGACCUAUUACAAGGUUUUGGACGAGGUCUCGUCUCGCGCCAAAAUUGUCAACUUCCUCCCUCUGGCCAACCGGAUAUGCAUUGAGAUGGAAGACGCCGCGGGGGUUGCCUGCGUGGUAGAGAAAUGCAAAGAUUUGAAAAUGAACGAGCUAGCUUGGAAGCCAGUUCAAAGCUUUUGCAGCGCUAAGAAGCUGGAAGAGUGCCUUCAGGAUCCAAGGCAGAUUACAUUGAACCAUAAGAUCUACGCGGUGUCAGCCUCCCUGUCCGCUACUCCGUGGACCGCCCCGCCCACGUUAUCGGCCGCUCAGACCGCACCGUCGGCCGCCCAGACCAACACCCCAUCGGAUGCUCCGUCUUCUUCAUCCGCCGCCCAGACCGCCACCUCAUCGGAUGCCCCGCUUUCAUCAUUGGCUGCUCAGACCGAGACCUCAUCAGAUGCCCCGCCCACAUCGUCGGACUUCCCGACCGCCCCAUCGGCAGUCGUAGUUAGUAAUCCCGGAAAACCUGUGGAGAGCCUCGCUUCAGCACCAUGCGCUGAAGAAACGGCAGCUAAAAAUGACUCUGUCAAAGUGGAACGCUCGAUGGCUGAAAAGACCGCAGCUGUUCUGGAGGUUCAGGACAAUAAAGAGGAUGCGAUGCUGCCAGCUUCCACUGGCGGUGGCAGUGACGUCCCAGAUGUUAAAAAUACAUCAGCCGCCGUAGAUCAGGACAAAGAGGAAAGCCUUGUGAAAAGUGACGAUGCCCUGGGGGAUUCUGAAAAAGACGUUCCUUUUGACCCGCCACCCUUCAAUAUAGACGAGUUUGUAACAGUCGAUGAAGUGGGCGACCAGGAGGACAGCGCCGGCGAGGCUCCCUCUGCGCUCAAGAGAUCUUCUUCCCAAGCAGAGCUGCUGCCUGCUUCCAAACGGACCAAAGCGAGCACCUCAAAAGAGUCAAAGGUCUCCGCGUCCACCCCGUCUCCCUCCUCCAGGGCCACCAGAAGCUCAACAAGAAUGGGCCUCUCUUCUGGGUUCACGCCUUCGCCUGCUUCAAUGUCAGCCAAAAAAAGGCAAAGAAAACAACCAAAGGCUUCACAACAUCAGUCCAUCAUCUUGUCCACCACUGACUCCAAAGAUGAGAGUCUGGAAACAAUGGCCAGCGAGGAAGGUUAUCAAGUGUUGGAUAGUGUCGGCGAAGACCAGAAACCUCUCUCGGUGGAAGUCGGCAACCCGGAACUCGCCGGAAACGGCGCGACUGAGCUCCAAGCUUCUCCGGAGCAAGACAACAUCGGUCAGGUUGACGGAGUUGAGGAAGAGCAGGCGCCGCCAGUUCAUACAUCUCAAGUUGAAGAGCAGGAAAACAGAGGAGGAGAAAAUGAGGUGACAGAUGUGAAGGAGGACGGCGUCGGUGAAGAGCAGACGGCACAGUCCUUGCAAACAAACAAGGAUGCUGCUGAGGAGCCCACCUCAGCCGAGCUCGACCGACAAGUUGCUGAGACCUCCACCGGCCUGCUGAGCAAAGAAGACACCGUGGCCUCUGGACAAGAAGAAGGCGAGGAGGAAGCAGAAGCAUACCAGGUGAUUGACUCUGUCGAAGAGCCGCCAAAUUCCGCCGAGGAUGAGCACAGCGUCCCCGAAGCGUGCGAGAGUCGUGCCGCUUCAAGCAGAACACUCAAGAGUAAAGCGCGCACGUCUCUGAAGAACCAAGAGUCCACCGCCACCCCUAAAACUUCAGAUUUUUCCAAGUACCUCGUGGUCGAUUCUGUACAAAUGGAACAAACGGUUGGUAGGAGGCGGAGCACCAGAGGAAAAGCACAAGGGCAAAGCGCCAAAAUACCUGCGGAAGACGGGCCCACUUUCCACGUGAUAGACUCCGUGGACGAUGAAUCGAGCACAACCCCGAGAGGCACCAGAGGCAAAAGAGGAAGGCCGCCCAAGAGAGACGCCGCAUCGAGCGAGGAUAGAGCUCAAGAAGAGAAGCCUGCCACGAGGAGGGCUUACCCUUUGAGAACGUCACAGGAAGGGCCCCAGGGCAAAACGAAAAAUGAGGCCAUCAUUAAAGAGGAGCCCAGCUGUCAAGUCCUGGACCAGGUGAAGAUUCCUCCAGCUCCAAGAGGCAGAGGAAGAAAAGGAAGACCCAAGAAAGCGGUCAAAACGGAGGAAGACGACGACGAUGAUGAUGAUGAUGAAGAAGCGACGACUUUCCAGGUCGUGGACUCUGUGGACGAUGAGACGGGCCAGGAAAGUGCGUCCUCUGAGAAGGCGCCAGACAGUCCAAAACAGGAAGACGUGACUGAUGGGACGUCUCUGGUGAAGCUAGAGGAUGAAGAGGAACCGACGUAUCAGGUGGUUGAUUCUUUAGAGGAAGAUCCGGCCGAAGAAGAGGCGAGUGUCUCAGACGUUUGUGCGCCAAUGACGACGGAAGGAGGACAAACUGAAUUGAGAGAUGAAACGACGGAAGGCGAGAACAACCAAGAGGCUGACGUCAAAGGAGAAGAUGCGCCUUCCCAAGUGAAGACCAGGUCGUCACAACGCUCUGCUCAGAGCCCACCGCUUGCUACCAAAGACGACACGCCGAGCACGCUCGCGCUGGAAAAAGUGAGCGACGAAGAGAAGGACUUCCCCGACGACGGCACCAAGAAGCCAGCGGAGCGAGCCGAGGAAGAAGAGAAGAAGAGCGACUGGGGCCUGGAACCCGACGGCUCCAGCAAAUGGCGGGCCAGGAGAGGCGAGGAUGAGGACGAGCUGCUCACGCUGGACCAAGUGGUGGCGGAGGAGGGCGGCGAGCAGCUGGCGCCGGAAAGCGAUGUCUCUGAGGGCGAGCUAGCUCUGGUUACUCUGGACGAGCUUGUGGAAGAGCAGGAAGAGGCAAAAGGGCCACCCCCAUCCAGCGAGGGAGAACAAUCGGAGGGCUGUCUCAACCCCGAGACUCUUCUGACUUUGGACGAGACCGGGGGAGAGGAGGACGAGGAUGAGAAAAGUGAAGCUGCGGGGACCUCGCAGUCUACUAAACGCAAACGUAGCGACGAUGCGGAAGAGGACAACACAAACUUGGUGACGCUGGACCAGGUGGGAGACGUUGAAGAGGACGUCUUGAGAAGCACGAUGGAAAAGCGACACCGUUCAGCUUCUGCCACAAUCUCAACCGGAGCAGACCAAGACGAGAUGGAAGCAGCGGCCUCUGGCGAGGCUCCCCGGGCUCCGAGCGACCACCAUGAGGAGGAGAAGGAGGAGAGGGAAAAAGUGGCGGAGAAGGAAAAUGAGCAGGCGGAGAACAAGGAAAAAGAGGAAGAGAAGCCAAGGGGGGAGGGGGAGGAAGUGGAGGAAAACACCGAAAAGGAGAAGGAAAGCGCAGAGGCGAAUGAAGAGGAAGCGCCAUCUGCUGGGCAGUCUCUGCAACGUUCACUGCAGAAAUUGAGUAAAGGCAAACGCGCAGCUGAGCUGACCACAACCGCAGCGAAACGAUCGCGUUCUGAGUCUCCGUGCAGCACUCCUGCUUAUGUUCUACCAGCGUUCAAACCAAACAACCCUCUCGGCAUGGAGUUCGUCUUGCCCAAAUCUGGUUAUUUCUGCAAACUCUGCUCAGUAUUUUACCUGAAAGAGAGCACGGCCAAGGAUGUGCACUGCAGCAGCAAGAGGCACUACGACAACCUAAAGAAAUACUACCGCAAGCAUGAGCAGAAUUCACGAUCAUCCACUCAAGGCUCCAUCUCUGACUGAGCUCCUUUCCAAUGACUAAUGCGUUUUAAUUUUUGUCUCCACACUUAAAAGUUUUCCAUUGUCCAAUCAAAUUUCAGAGUUCCAUCUUGAUAAACGUUUUUAGGCCUGUUGGUUUGUUUGUGUGCUGCAAAAAGGAGGCAGCAAAAGUUGUCCAUCUUGACUAGUUUGUGUUUUUGUGUAUUCAUUAAAUAAAAAGUUAAACAUGUAAAACGGUUAUUAAAGGUUCACAGUAAAAUA
This is a messenger RNA of Syngnathus typhle (broad-nosed pipefish), 10227 nucleotides long. RefSeq names its product zinc finger protein 638 (gene znf638). Gene Ontology annotation, cellular component: nucleus. The transcript is spliced from 31 exons. Lineage: Eukaryota; Metazoa; Chordata; Actinopteri; Syngnathiformes; Syngnathidae. Gene Ontology annotation, molecular function: RNA binding; zinc ion binding. The record is from RefSeq and is a predicted model, not a curated record. The coding region runs from base 1000 to 9990 and encodes 2996 amino acids.